Ectocarpus sp. CCAP 1310/34 is the source of this 756-nucleotide messenger RNA. Lineage: Eukaryota; Phaeophyceae; Ectocarpales; Ectocarpaceae. The record is from the annotation of a GenBank genome assembly.
GAGCUGGUAUACACCAUCAGACCAGCAGCUCCUCUGUAGACUACAUCUUCGAAGAUGAAGUGCAGCCCCUCUACGGAGAUGCUCAUAUGCAUACAACUCAUGGAGCAACGAACCCGGAACUGCUCGAGUGGAGACGCAGACAACAUAUUUUGGCACGCCAGAAGAACUACGCGGAAGCACAAAAGGCGAGUGAAGAAAAUAGCGGACCAACUGGAGGAAUCUGAACGAAACGCGACGACCGAAAACUGGGGCCUGUUUCUGGCGAGGAAAGAAGCGGCUUUUCGUGGCCAGCAGCAGUCGGAGCUGCAGGCGCUGCUCAAGAGAAUUGAUGCCCGGCGCAAGGAGCAUAUCAAACAGAGGAACCUUGACAGUAAACGCCUGCUUCAGCGCAACCGGAACGUGCAGACCGUCCUCGAGUCCAAACAGAACGUGGAGGGGCUCAAGUUGACGGAGGAGAUAAAGAAGAGCGUGAUGGGAACAAUACCGGGCCUGACGGUCUCCAUGCCACCGGACCCUUCUCAGAAAAUCCCCCCGGAAGCCAGGGGCAGGGUGCGGAGAAAGAAGAAGGCUUCAGCAUCGGGGGGAGGAGGGGCGCGUGGUUCCACUGCCGGAUUUCCCUCAGCCACCCCCGCGGGACUAGCGCAAGGAGGGGCUGGGGCAGGGGAGGAUGGAGGGGACGCCAACCGCACGUUCGUGACGAGCAGGGGGUUCCCAGAAGUAGACCAUCUUGGUGUUGUUGAUGGCCAAGCGGCAUGA